Messenger RNA from Chroicocephalus ridibundus (black-headed gull), 1060 nucleotides. It is a transcript of the gene CCL28, whose product is annotated as C-C motif chemokine ligand 28. Gene Ontology annotation, biological process: immune response. The coding region runs from base 63 to 410 and encodes 115 amino acids. Lineage: Eukaryota; Metazoa; Chordata; Aves; Charadriiformes; Laridae. The record is from RefSeq and is a predicted model, not a curated record. The transcript has 3 exons. Gene Ontology annotation, molecular function: chemokine activity. Gene Ontology annotation, cellular component: extracellular region.
GCCCGGCGCGGCCGGCAGCUCUCCGCCCGCCGGCUGGCUGUGCUCCCGCCGCUCCCGCCGGGAUGGAUGUGAGCUUAGUCACCGUCUUGGCUAUUCUAGCCCUCGCGGUUAGUCAAACGUCUGAGACUUUGUUUCCCGGGGCCUUUAGCUGUUGCACAAAAAUUUCAGAUGAAAUUCCCAAAGGAAUUCUCCGAAGAGUGGAGAGGUUUGAAAUACAGAAAGCGGAUGGCCUGUGUCACCUAGAAGCUGUUAUUCUCUACAUAGAAGGCAGAAAGUUCUGUGUGAGCCCACAGAUUAAAAAAGUUAAAAAAUGGAUGAAGAAGAAUAAGCACAAGAUUCCCAGAAGAAAACCUCGUGGUGGAAAGCAGAGAAGAGACAAAAUUAUUAAAAAGAAAGAAAAUAAACAGUAACAUGAGGAGGCAAGCCCCAUAAUGAAGAUACCUGUGGAGUACGGCACUGUGAACAAAGAUACCAGACUUCAUCAACGAUGGAUCAUUGUAGCAUCAAAAAGACUUUUCAAAAACCUAUGUGCUAGAGAAAGCAGUGGCAGAAAAAGUUAUCUGUAGACAAGAAUGAUGCUGGUCAGAUUACCAGCCAAAUUACAAGAUGCUAGUGACAAUGUCUUGUAGCAAGUGCUCCUGUACCUCCUAGAUCUAUUGGUAGACUUAAAUCUUUCUCUCCUACCCUACUUUUAUGGCAGCCUCCCCUGUGAUUUCUAUUGUAACAUGCUGGUAUGCAGUUCCUUCUCAUUGCUCCAUUUCCCAGUCCCAUUCUUGGUCCUUAUUUUCCCUUGUCUGCAAUCAUCUUUUUGCUGUUUCCUGUUUUGUUUCUAUUCUUCCAGCCAUAAAUCUUUUCUUUUCUUCUUCUUACAUAAUUUUACAGAUACCUUUCCAGAUACUAGUUCAGUUUAAGUUGGCCAAAUCCAUUUAUCUUUUACCUAUUCCAAAUGAUGUCUGCUCCCAGCUGUUAUUAUCAUGAGAUUUCAGUGAUAACAACCGAGCCUGUUCAUCGAACUCAAAGUGUGGCAUCUGAAGCUAUGCAAUAAAGAUAAUCUCUAUUG